Pan troglodytes (chimpanzee) is the source of this 1566-nucleotide messenger RNA. RefSeq names its product SPATA31 subfamily F member 3 (gene SPATA31F3). The transcript is spliced from 6 exons. The coding region runs from base 120 to 893 and encodes 257 amino acids. Lineage: Eukaryota; Metazoa; Chordata; Mammalia; Primates; Hominidae. The record is from RefSeq and is a predicted model, not a curated record.
AGUCUGGUGGUUUGGAUCCCUCUUCUGUGAGGCAGAAAUGACGAGGUGUAAAAUCUGGAGGUAUUAGGUUCCAAGACAGUGAAAGACUAGGGAGAGGGAUGGCUAGUGAGGUUUAGAUCAUGUUGAGCCCUGCCUUUGUUUUGUGGGAUGUUGGAUAUCCCUUAUACACCUAUGGAUCCAUCUGCAUUAUUGCAUUAAUUAUUUGGCAAGUGAAAAAGAGCCGCCAAAAAUUAAGCUUGGGACCUAACAGGAGCUGUUGCCGGUGUCACCGAAGAGUCCAACAAAAGUCUGGAGAUAGAACAUCAAGAGCUAGGAGAACUUCACAGGAAGAAGCCGAGAAGUUGUGGAAGCUGCUGUUUCUCAUGAAAAGCCAGGGCUGGCUUCCUCAGGAAGGAAGUGUGCGGCGAAUCCUGUGUGUAGACCCCUGCUGCCAAAUCUGCAAUGUUAUGGCUCUGGAGAUUAAGCAAUUGCUGGCAGGUGAGAACAACCAGAUCUCCCUGACUUCACUGGGGCCAUCACAGGGCUCCUCUUGCCUAGAGGCUUUGUCCACGUCUAGUGUGUCUUUUAAGCAUAGUCAGGAUCUGGGCUCCCCGAAAUCCAAAGAGCUUUCACUAGCAUCUGUAACUCCAACACUGUCACAAUUAAUGGAUCAGAAAUCUUUAACCCAGUCAGCUGCCUGGUCAGCUGGUGCAGACAGCGUCCAAGAUUCCUGGGCUGAUCACUUUCAGCGAGGACAGAGAUCUCAAGUCCCAGCUGUGUCCCAGGUCAUGGGAUCUCUGUCUUCAAACUUUGAGAAGCCUGGAAUUCCUCUGAGCCAGCAGGAGAGGAAGAAAAACAACUCCAAAUUUGUCCUGGAGAACCAAGAUCAAUGUCCUGUAUCUGACUCAGGCUAAGUGAAAGCCUUGGAGUGGCACCUGCUGUAGAGGCAGUUCCAGCUUCAGUGGAGUUUGCCAGCUGUUGUCCAGAGAUCUCUGUAGAUCCAGGAAAUCAUACAACAAGCUCCAGAAGUUGGCUUGGAUAACAAGAUGAAGCUGUUUCUGCACUGGAUUAACCCUGAAAUGAAAGAUCGAAGGCAUGAGGAAUCCAUUCUCCUUUCUAAGGCUGAGACAGUGACCCAAGACAGGACAAAAAACAUUGAGAAGAGUCCAACUGUCACCAAAGAUCAUGUGUGGGGAGCUACAACAGAGAAGACAACAGAGGACCCUGAGGCUCAGCCUCCUUCUACUGAGGAGGAAGGCCUGAUCUUCUGUGAUGCCCCCAGUGCCUAAAUAACCUGCUCUAGCAACACUCCCUUCAGUCCAGCCAAUCCUGGGUCCUGUGCCACUCCUACAAAUGCUCCAAACUCUGUCCUCAAAUGACUUGUGCCACUCAACCAGGAAAUCUAUCCCAGGUCUAACUCACCUCAGCAGAAGGCACUGUUUUAUGCAAGAAUACCCAUCACAAGAAAAAGGAGUUCGUAGGUUCCUGAACCUCUGCAUUCCCCUGAAAAAGGCUUUCAUUGCCAUUUCCAUUAACAUGCAGGUGAAGCAGGGCAUUCUCCAAAUAUACUUUGUACCUUUAAGCAAA